UACAUUACAUACAUUCACAUUCACAUUCACUUGAUCGGAAAACCAUCUUCUUCUUCUUCCGUCAAAUCAAAUGGCUGAUAAAUCAUUCAAAUACGUCAUCAUCGGCGGCGGUGUCUCUGCCGGUUAUGCUGCCAGGGAGUUUGCAAAGCAAGGAGUCCAACCAGGCGAGCUUGCAAUCAUCUCUAAGGAGGCGGUGGCUCCAUAUGAACGUCCUGCACUAAGCAAGGCUUAUUUGUUUCCCGAAGCACCUGCCAGACUCCCAGGGUUUCAUGUUUGUGUUGGAAGUGGAGGAGAGAGACUACUACCAGAGUGGUACGCAGAGAAAGGGAUAGAGUUGAUCCUUAACACAGAGAUAGUGAAAGCUGAUCUAGCUUCAAAAACUCUUACUAGUGCAGCUGGUGAUACCUUCAAGUACACAUUUUUAAUCAUUGCCACUGGCUCAACAGUUCUCAAACUGACCGACUUUAAAGUGGAAGGGGCUGAUGCCAAGAACAUUCUUUACUUGAGAGAGAUUGAUGAUGCUGAUCAACUUGUGGAAGCUAUUAAAGCAAAGAAAAAUGGAACUGCAGUUGUUGUCGGGGGAGGAUACAUUGGUCUUGAGCUUAGUGCAGUAUUGAAAAUCAACAACUUCGAUGUUAAAAUGGUUUACCCAGAACCAUGGUGCAUGCCUCGUCUAUUCACUGCUGAUAUUGCUGCUUUUUAUGAGGGCUAUUAUGAGAAAAAGGGAGUAAGCAUCAUCAAGGGCACAGUCGCUUCUGGAUUUACCAAAAAUGACAACGGAGAGGUUAAAGAAGUACAACUCAAGGAUGGGAGGGUACUAGAAGCAGAUAUUGUUGUUGUUGGUGUUGGAGCAAGACCCCUCACAAAUCUAUUCAAGGGACAAGUUGAAGAGGACAAGGGUGGAAUAAAGACUGAUGCAUCUUUCAAAACUAGUUUUCCUGACGUAUAUGCUGUUGGCGAUGUUGCUACUUUCCCCAUGAAAAUGUACGGUGACAUUAGAAGAGUUGAACAUGUUGACCAUUCCCGCAAGUCUGCUGAGCAAGCUGUCAAGGCUAUUUUUGCUAGUGAGCAAGGGAAGGAUAUUGAUGCCUAUGAAUACCUUCCAUUCUUCUACUCUCGUUCAUUUGAUCUAUCAUGGCAGUUUUAUGGAGACAAUGUGGGUGAUACUGUUAUCUUUGGUGACCAUGAUCCAUCAUCAGCAAAACCCAAGUUUGGGUCAUACUGGAUUAAGGAUGGCAAGGUAGUGGGUGCGUUUUUGGAAGGUGGUGCACCUGAAGAGAACCAAGCCAUUGCCAAAGUUGCCAAAGCCCAACCCCCAGUCUCGAGCUUGGAGGGGCUUGCAAAAGACGGCCUUGAGUUUGCCAGUAAGAUCUGAGAAAAUUUAGUUUACAUUCAUUAGCUUUCAUUUCACUAAACAGAAUAAUGAUCAAUAACAAUGCAUUUCGGUAUUUAUGGUUGAGUGUGUUCAUGUUGCAUUUGAAUCUUGAUUUGCUUGUAAUUUUUCUCCAUAAAGAAAAUUAGAAAAACAUUAUAAGAUUUGUUUUUGUAAA
This is a messenger RNA of Erigeron canadensis, 1550 nucleotides long. RefSeq names its product monodehydroascorbate reductase. Lineage: Eukaryota; Viridiplantae; Streptophyta; Magnoliopsida; Asterales; Asteraceae. Bases 71 to 1375 code for a protein of 434 amino acids. The transcript has 10 exons. The record is from RefSeq and is a predicted model, not a curated record. Gene Ontology annotation, molecular function: oxidoreductase activity, acting on NAD(P)H; flavin adenine dinucleotide binding. Gene Ontology annotation, cellular component: cytoplasm.